AUGACUGGACCCCAACCACCUCUUAAUGAACAAAUCGUUCAGGGAUACCAGUAUGGUCGGUUUGAACGCGGAGACCGACUUCUCCCUCAUAGGCCAGGGAGCCCAGACAGACCUACCCAAACAACCCCACCUAUUAUCAGCUAUCACUCCCCUAACUCACGUGUCGAAGACACCGAACCUCCUAACGACCGGUACCCCACCAACACCAGGAACGCCUCCCAGUCUCAAUAUACCUCAGACCUUGUGAGGUACUUCACCCGGCGGGAACUCAUCACCACUGGACUGCCACCUUUUAACGAUAGACCUGAGGACUACAGAGCAUGGAAGCGGUCUUUCCAGAGUGCCAUCAGACACCUCGGUCUCACAUACAGCGAGGAAAUGGACCUCCUCGUAAAAUGGCUUGGUAAAGAGUCAGGGGAACAUGCAAGGAGGCUAAGGUCAGCCCACCUGAACCACCCAGAAAGAGGGCUCAUGAGAAUAUGGGCCCGACUCGAGGAGUGUUACGGGGCUCCUGAAAUGAUAGAGGAUGCUCUCUUCAAACGAGUAGAUGACUUCCCCAGACUGUCAAACAACGAUCUUCCUAGACUUAGGGAACUCAGCGAUUUAGCUACCGAACUCUUGUCAGCUAGGGAAGAUGGAAACCUUCCUGGCCUCGCCUACCUGGACACUGCUCGAGGGCUCCGCCCCUUUAUAACCAAACUACCAUCCUCACUUCAGGACAGAUGGCUGUCUGUUGGUUCCGAAUAUAAGGAGCGGCACCAAGUUACGUUCCCUCCUUUUAAGGUAUUUGUAAACUUUAUUACACAACAAGCUAGGAUAAAAAAUGAUCCAAGCUUCAAAGUCAAUCCACUGGUGGGUAGGUUCCCCUCACAAGAGAGCAAACAAAGGGUGGUAUCGGUGAAUAAGACCGAAGUGUCCCCCACAGUUUUCAACACCACGCGUCGGCAAAACAAAGAUGACAACGACCCCACCCAAUAUUGCCCAUUACACAAAAAAUUCCACUCACUGUUGAAAUGCCGCGCCUUUCGAGAGAAACCCUUGAAAGAGCGUGAGACUUUUAUAAGAAACAAUGGCAUCUGUUUCAAAUGUUGCUCCUCCACAGCACACAUAGCGAAAUUCUGCAGAAUGAAUAUUACAUGCAAUGAGUGUAACAGUGAAGAACACAACACUGCUCUCCAUCCAGGACCACCACCUUGGCCCAUCAGCAUAAGAUCCGCUGCAGAGAACGGCGGGGAGGAUAACCCCCCUAUAGCUACUGGAGUGGUUUCGCAGUGCACACAAGUUUGCGGUGGUGACCUCUCAGAAAAGUCGUGCUCCAAGAUAUGCCUCGUCAAUGUUUACCCUGCCGACCAACCAGACAAAACAGUAAGGAUGUACGCCAUCAUCGAUGAACAAAGCAACCGGUCUUUGGUACGCUCAGACUUUUUUGAUACCUUUAAAAAUGAUGGGCCCAGUUUCCCUUAUUCCCUUAAAACUUGUGCCGGAGUUAUACAAACCAUGGGAAGAAGAGCGUCAGGCUUCCAGGUGGAAUCCUUAGACGGAAAAAACAGCCUUCCACUUCCAAGUCUCGUCGAAUGCGACAAAAUACCCAACGACAGGUCCGGCAUCCCAACUCCUGAGGCAGCCCUCCACCACCCACAUCUGAGAAAAAUAGCACACCUCAUCCCCACCGUGGAGCCUAAAACUCCUAUAAUGCUCCUUCUGGGGCGUGACAUUCUAAGGGUACACAAAGUGCGCCAACAUAUAAACGGCCCCCAUGAUGCCCCAUAUGCACAGAAACUGGACCUCGGAUGGGUCAUAGUCGGCAAUGUCUGUUUAGGGAAAUUUCACCCACCCACCAUAAUAAACACAUUGCAUACACAUAUAUCCGAUGGGGGACGCCCUACCCUUUUCGAACCGUGCCCGAACAAAUUCGAAAUUAAAGAGAGCUUCGGCAUCAGCAAGAGACCAUACUCCACCGAGAUGGAAGACCACCUAUUUCAACGGACCAAGGACGACGAAAGGGCGGCAACUUUUUGA
Acanthosepion pharaonis is the source of this 2019-nucleotide messenger RNA. NCBI's taxonomy places the organism in Eukaryota, Metazoa, Mollusca, Cephalopoda, Sepiida, Sepiidae. The record is from the annotation of a GenBank genome assembly.